GAGAGAAUGGGGUACAUGGACAGUCGGCACCGGAAGUUCUCUAGCCGAAGUGAACCUCAUCACACAAAACGCACUGCACAUUCCUCCGCGAACCGAAAAAAAGAGCCUCGGCCUAACUUGCUCCUACUGUUUAGACCCGUUGCAGGAGCAAAAGGAGGCGACUCGCGAACUUGGCGGGUAUACGAGCCGGUGCUUCGCGCGAAGAGAGGAGCGGCUCAAGCCCCGAGGUAGAGAAGGCCGGUACUAAUUAUUUUGAACAUAAACUACUUCGCGGAGGGAUAUUCUCACACGGCUCGCUUCCGCAAGAAAGGGUUUUUAACAGACGCGUCACUUCCGGCGAGCCUCAAGAAGGGGAGGAAAAGGAAAGAAGAAGAAAAAACAACAAACCCCCGAAGGGGGAAACAAAAACAAACGGGAGGCCUCGUCAGCCGCGGGCUCCGCGAGACUCCGGCGCCUGUUUCUGAGGGCCUCAGGGCUCGCGGGCAGCAGCGCCCCCUCCUCGAUGGGCACCGGGAUGUCCCUCCGCCCCCCGGCCCCUCUUUGAGCUUCUUUGCCUCCCCUUCGCCUUCCCCCCUUCGCCCUCCCUCUCUCACUCCUUCCCCGCCUGCCGCCUCCUCCUCUGCCGCCGCAGCUAAGCCCCUUCCCUCCCCGGCCCUGAGGCGGCGGCAUCAUCACCGUCGACGGCUCCGCCGCCGCCAUGUCGGGGGACGACGACGGCCCUGGCGGGUCUCACUACGUGGCAGAGUUCGUGCCUCCGCCCGAAUGCCCCGUCUUCGAGCCCAGCUGGGAGGAGUUCAGCGACCCCCUCGGCUUCAUCGGCCGCAUCCGGCCCUUGGCCGAGAAAACGGGCAUCUGCAAGAUCAGGCCUCCCAAGGACUGGCAGCCUCCUUUUGCUUGUGAUGUACAAAGUUUUCGUUUCACGCCACGAGUUCAGCGUUUGAAUGAACUAGAGGCAAUGACUAGAGUGAAGCUGGACUUCUUAGAUCAGCUGGCAAAAUUUUGGGAACUUCAAGGAUCUACAUUAAAAAUCCCAGUCGUGGAGAGAAAAAUACUGGAUCUUUAUUCACUGAGCAAGAUUGUUGCCAGCAAAGGAGGCUUUGAAGUGGUCACUAAAGAGAAGAAAUGGUCUAAAGUUGCAAGUCGUCUUGGUUACUUACCAGGAAAGGCAACUGGCUCACUGCUGAAGUCACACUAUGAACGGAUCUUAUAUCCAUAUGAGCUUUUCCAGUCUGGUGUCAGCCUUAUGGGCAUCCAAAAGCAAAACUUGGACCUUAAGGAAAAAGUGGAGGUUGAGGACCUCGGCAUUGGUGCCCAGUCUCCCCCUAAGCAGGGUACAAGAGUGAACGUUGUGCUGAAGAGAACCAGACGUGUCAAGUCCCAGGCAGAGGCAGGCGAGAUGAGUAGAAACACGGAACUGAAGAAGCUCCAGAUCUUUGGAGCAGGACCAAAGAUGAUGGGAUUGGCUUUGGGAGCAAAAGAAAAAGAAGAUGAAGUACCUCGAAGGCGGAAAGGUACUAGGUCGGAGGCUUUCGGCAUGCAGAUGAGGCAGCGGAAAGGGGCCCUUUCUGUCAACUUUGUUGACCUAUAUGUCUGUCUGUUCUGUGGCCGGGGCAACAACGAGGACAAAUUGUUGCUGUGUGAUGGAUGUGACGACAGCUACCACACUUUUUGCCUGAUACCCCCUUUGCCUGAUGUGCCCAAAGGUGACUGGAGAUGCCCUAAAUGCGUUGCUGAGGAAUGUAACAAACCACGUGAGGCCUUUGGAUUUGAACAGGCUGUUCGAGAGUACACCCUUCAGAGCUUUGGUGAGAUGGCAGAUAACUUCAAGUCUGAUUACUUCAACAUGCCAGUCCACAUGGUUCCCACUGAGUUGGUGGAGAAGGAGUUCUGGCGACUUGUGAGCAGCAUUGAGGAGGAUGUAAUUGUGGAGUAUGGAGCCGACAUUUCAUCCAAGGACUUUGGAAGUGGUUUCCCUAUAAAGGAUGGCAGGCGAAAGCUGAUGCCGGAAGAGGAGGAGUAUGCCCUUUCUGGUUGGAACCUCAACAACAUGCCAGUGCUGGAACAAUCUGUUCUUGCUCACAUCAAUGCUGAUAUUUCUGGCAUGAAGGUGCCCUGGCUUUAUGUGGGAAUGUGCUUCUCUUCUUUCUGCUGGCACAUUGAGGAUCACUGGAGUUAUUCCAUCAACUACCUUCACUGGGGGGAGCCAAAGACGUGGUAUGGAGUGCCCUCCCAUGCAGCAGAACAGCUGGAGGAAGUAAUGCGAGAGCUUGCUCCGGAACUAUUUGAGAAUCAACCUGACCUUCUGCACCAGCUAGUAACCAUCAUGAACCCCAAUGUGCUAAUGGAGCAUGGUGUGCCUGUGUACCGGACCAAUCAGUGUGCUGGCGAAUUUGUUGUGACUUUUCCACGUGCCUAUCAUUCUGGAUUUAAUCAAGGAUACAAUUUUGCUGAAGCUGUGAACUUCUGCACUGCUGACUGGCUUCCAAUAGGUCGGCAGUGUGUCAGCCAUUAUCGGCGACUGAGGCGUCAUUGUGUGUUCUCUCACGAGGAGCUAAUUUUCAAGAUGGCUGCAGACCCAGAGUGCUUGGAUGUGGGGCUGGCUGCCAUGGUCUGCAAAGAAAUGACUCUCAUGACAGAAGAUGAGGCACGUUUAAGGGAGGCUGUCAUACAGAUGGGAGUUCUGAUGUCAGAGGAGGAAGUGUUUGAGCUGGUUCCAGAUGAUGAGCGUCAGUGUGCAGCUUGUAGGACCACCUGUUUCCUGUCUGCUCUUACGUGUUCCUGUAACCCUGAACGACUUGUAUGCCUAUAUCAUCCAAAUGAUUUGUGUUCAUGCUCUAUGCAGAAGAAAUGUUUAAGAUACCGGUAUCCACUAGAGGACUUCCCUUCCUUGUUGUAUGGAGUGAAAGUCAGAGCACAGUCCUAUGAUACAUGGGUCAGCAGGGUCACAGAUGCGCUGUCGGCCAACCUCAACCACAAGAAAGAUGUGAUUGAGCUGAGAGUGAUGUUGGAGGAUGCUGAAGACAGGAAAUACCCAGAGAAUGACCUCUUCCGCAAGCUAAGAGAUGCUGUAAAAGAGGCAGAGACUUGUGCUUCAGUGGCCCAACUGCUUCUGAGCAAAAAACAAAAGCACAGUAGACUGACCCCAGAGAGUGGAAGGACACGGACCAAGCUGACUGUGGAAGAACUGAAAGCUUUUGUGCAGCAGCUGUUUAGCCUUCCCUGUGUCAUCAGUCAGGCCCGGCAAGUAAAGAACCUGCUGGAUGACGUUGAAGAGUUUCAUGAACGUGCUCAGGAGGCCAUGAUGGAUGAGGUCCCUGACUCAUCUAAGCUUCAGAUGCUGAUAGACAUGGGCACUGGCCUCUAUGUGGAACUUCCUGAAUUGCCUCGCCUGAAGCAAGAGCUGCAGCAGGCACGCUGGCUGGAUGAGGUGCGGGUGACCCUUUCAGAUCCUCAGAGAGUCACCUUGGAUGUGAUGAAGAAACUGAUUGACUCAGGGGUGGGGCUGGCCCCACACCAUGCGGUAGAGAAGGCCAUGGCUGAAUUGCAGGAGCUGCUCACAGUUUCCGAGAGGUGGGAAGAGAAAGCUAAAGUCUGCCUGCAAGCAAGGCCUCGGCAAAGCAUAGCAGCUCUGGAGAGCAUUGUCAAUGAAGCAAAGAACAUCCCUGCUUACCUGCCCAAUGUGCUGGCACUAAGAGAAGCCCUGCAGCGAGCGCGAGACUGGACAUCCAAAGUGGAGGCUAUUCAGAAUGGGAGCAACUAUGCAUAUUUAGAACAGCUGGAGAAUCUGUCUGCAAAAGGCCGCCUGAUACCCGUCCGCCUUGAGGCAUUGCCGCAAGUCGACUCACAGGUAGCAGCAGCCCGUGCCUGGAGAGAGCGAACAGGCAGAACGUUCCUUAAGAAGAACUCGAGCUACACACUCUUGCAGGUUCUGAGCCCUCGAACUGACAUUGGUGUUUAUGGAAGCAGUAAGAACAGGCGAAAAAGAGUCAAGGAGCUGAUAGAGAAGGAGAAAGAGAAGGAGCUUGACCUGGAGUCCUUGAGUGAGCUAGAGGAUGGACUAGAAGAGACCAGAGACACUGCAACUGUGGUGGCAGUCUUCAAGGACCGUGAGCAGAAGGAGAUUGAAGCCAUGCAUGCCCUCAGGGAAGCCAACCUGGCAAAGAUGAUGAUGGUGGACCGCAUUGAGGAGAUCAAGUUCUGCAUCUGUCGCAAAACAGCCAGUGGGUUCAUGCUCCAGUGCGAACUCUGCAAAGACUGGUUUCACAGCACCUGUGUGCCCCUCCCCAAAACCAGCUCCCAAAAGAAAGGCUCCAGCUGGCCUGCCAAAGAAGUCAAGUUCCUAUGCCCACUCUGCAUGCGUUCGCGAAGACCCCGCCUUGAGACCAUCUUAUCUCUGCUUGUGUCCUUGCAAAAGCUGCCGGUCAGACUGCCGGAGGGGGAGGCACUCCAGUGCUUGACAGAGCGGGCUAUGAGCUGGCAGGACCGAGCACGGCAAGCUCUGGCUACAGAUGAACUGUCCUCUGCAUUGGCCAAGCUCUCUGUGUUGAGCCAACGUAUGGUGGAACAGGCUGCCCGGGAGAAAACAGAGAAAAUUAUCAGCGCAGAGCUACAGAAGGCCGCAGCCAACCCUGACCUACAGGGUCACUUGACUAGUUUUCAGCAAUCUGGCUUUAACCGGGCAAUGAGUAGUGUGUCGUCAUCUCCGCGACAGACUAUAGACUAUGAUGACGAGGAGACGGAUUCAGAUGAAGGCAUCAGGGAAGGAUUUGGCUAUGACAUAAAGGACAAUGCCAGUGUAAAAUCCUCUAGCAGUGUGGAGCCCAACUUGUUUUGUGAUGAAGAAAUUCCCAUUAAAUCUGAAGAAGUUGUAACACACAUGUGGACAGCCCCCUCCUUCUGUGCUGAACAUGCAUACUCAUCAGCUUCCAAAAGCUGCUCUCAAGGCUCCAACACCCCAAGGAAGCAGCCUCGCAAAAGCCCCCUGGUACCUCGCAGUUUAGAACCUCCUGUGCUUGAGCUGUCUCCUGGAGCCAAAUCACAGCUAGAAGAUUUAAUGAUGAUCGGAGAUCUCCUAGAGGUUUCUCUGGAUGAGACCCAGCACAUCUGGCGGAUCUUGCAAGCAACACAUCCACCAUCAGAGGAUAGGUUUCUACAUAUUAUGGAGGAUGACAGCAUGGACGAGAAGCCAUUAAAAAUGCGGGGAAGAGACUCUUCUGAGCGGAAGCGGAAGCGCAAGCUAGAGAAAGCAGAGCAGUUCUUUGGCGAAAUGAAGCAGAAGUCUAAAGAGCUGAAGAAGUUGGAGAAACCCAAGAAGAAGAAGCUAAAACUGACAAUGGAUAAGACAAAGGAGCUGAACAAACUGGCCAAAAAACUGGCCAAGGAGGAGGAGAGGAAGAAGAAGCGUGAGAAGGCGGCUGCGGCCAAGGUGGAGCUGGUGAAAGAGUGCACAGAGAAAAAGAGGGAGAAGAAAAUCUUGGAUAUCCCCUCCAAGUAUGACUGGUCAGGAGCUGAGGAGUCUGAUGAUGAAAAUGCAGUAUGUGCUGCACAGAACUGCCAGAGGCCCUGCAAGGACAAGUUUGGAUACUUGCACGAGACCAAAACCAGGCCUUACUCAGCCAGGUCUCAUAACGCAAACAAGGUAGACUGGGUGCAGUGCGAUGGCGGCUGUGAUGAGUGGUUUCAUCAAGUUUGUGUUGGUGUCUCGCCAGAAAUGGCUGAGAGUGAAGAUUAUAUCUGUAUAAACUGUGCAAAGAAACAGAUGCAGGGGGCAGGCAGUCCGACACACGCACCGCCUCCUCAUUUCCUGCUGAGCUACAAACUACCUUUGGAGGACCUCAAGGAGACGAGUUAGCAGCCGCUUGGUCUUACUGGGACGUAAGGGAAAUGGAACACUAAGAUGGCGGCGUGAAGCUAAUGUAGCCACUUGGAAAUGCUCCACUUCUGCGGACGUACGGCCCUAUAGCGGAGCUGGCCCCAUAUAGCUGGCUUCCUUUACGCAAAAGGGAUGUCAUGGGCACAGGGGUACUGACCCAGCUAUGCAGAUACCACCCUGUUGGAAGUCCCAGCCAGUGUAUUUACUCCCAUGUUUCCUUUAAGAAAAAAAGAGGCUAAGCAUAGAUACCACCUUCAGGCUGAGCAGAUAUGAGGCCCACGGAUUAAGCUGCUUUGCCUCAACGGUUCAAAUGGGGGGUCAUUGUUGAGAAUCCUGCAACCCACAAGUUUGCCUCUUGAGUGGUGGGCUGAUUGGGCAGAGGUGCCUAGGCCAUGUUAUGUGGACAAGGAACUUGCGUUGAGCACCACACAGGGGGAGAUGGGUGGGUGGAA
Molecule: messenger RNA, 6324 nt
Organism: Podarcis raffonei (Aeolian wall lizard)
Lineage: Eukaryota; Metazoa; Chordata; Lepidosauria; Squamata; Lacertidae
Gene: KDM5A
Product: lysine demethylase 5A
Exons: 29
Coding region: 698-5851 (1717 amino acids)
Biological process (GO): chromatin remodeling
Cellular component (GO): nucleus
Molecular function (GO): DNA binding; histone demethylase activity
Source: RefSeq, a predicted model, not a curated record